AUGUCAUUGCAAACAAUCAUCAACGAUUUUAUCGCGGAUGCCCCGCCAGGUGAGCUCCAAGAAGUCACAAACAACAUCAAGGCCAUCGUGGACGAGCCGAUCAAGCACGAAUUGGCCGCUGCGUUGGAGACCUACAACGCGCGCGGAAACGUGGUUCUUCUCAACGGAAAGGCAACGAUUAUCAGUCAGCACACUCAGUCGUCGACACAAAAGUACGUCGAUUUUAGUACCGGUAAGCAGUUCAACGUGGAUGUACACACGAUGCAAGCCAUUGACGUCGAGGACUUUGACACAGACUACCGGACCGCUGACUAUGAGCUCUUGGAAGGCAAACUUGCGACGUAUUUGGCGCAGCACUACCCCUCGGAGGCGGCCUUCACGGUGGUUCCUCCAGGCUUCGGUGGUGAAGCGUACACGAUCAUAAUCAACGGGUGGAAGCAUAACCCGGCCAACUUCUACAACGGGUCCUGGUGCUCCUUGUACACAUUUGACGGCUCUGCGCUUCGAGACAUCGAUGUUAAGCUCGACAUCCACUACUAUGAGGACGGUAAUGUGAGGUUGAAGAGCCAUCUCGAACCUGAGGCGGUUUCUGUGGGGCUCCAGGGUGUGGUGACGGCCAUCAGCAAGGUGGAAAAUGACGUGGAGCUCGAGAUUAUCACUAAGGUGAAUGGCUUGAACGAAACAGUGUUCAAGAACUUGAGAAGACUAUUGCCGAUUACCAGGGCCAAAAUCCAGUGGGGAAAGGCCAUGGGCAACUACAAGUUGGGCAAAGAUGUGGUUAAUGAGUAG
Molecule: messenger RNA, 789 nt
Organism: Babjeviella inositovora NRRL Y-12698
Lineage: Eukaryota; Fungi; Ascomycota; Pichiomycetes; Serinales
Exons: 2
Coding region: 1-789 (262 amino acids)
Biological process (GO): barbed-end actin filament capping; actin cytoskeleton organization
Cellular component (GO): actin cortical patch; F-actin capping protein complex
Molecular function (GO): actin filament binding
Source: RefSeq, a predicted model, not a curated record